Molecule: messenger RNA, 2797 nt
Organism: Aegilops tauschii subsp. strangulata
Lineage: Eukaryota; Viridiplantae; Streptophyta; Magnoliopsida; Poales; Poaceae
Source: RefSeq, a predicted model, not a curated record
CUCUCCUCGUGCCUCCCUCCACUGUCCCCUCCCCCACAACCUCUCUCUCCCCACCAUCUCCUCCCCUGACUCUCAACAAAUCGAGCGAAACUCCCGGCAAAAUCCGACGAAUUCAAGGCUUUCCUGACCGAUCCGGCGCGAGGAUUCCUCAGUUCGUCUUGGUGUGCUGUGGUUCGUCUUCUUGGAGCAGAGGCACACGGGGUGUGGGUGUUCUUGCGACAUUUCGGUCGGUUCUUGGUGGCCGAGCCGAGGCUUUUUCCUCUCCUCCUCCGCGCGAUUCGGCCGGGCUUCGUCGAGGGGGUUCCAACGCGGCCUAGAUGGUGGCGAGGAUGAUGCGGUGGCCGCGGCCGCCCCAGGCGCGCAAGUUCCGCGUCCGGCUGGUGGUGCGGCGGGCGGAGGGGCUGCCGCCGUCCGUGGAGCCCGCGGGACAGGAGCAGAGGGUCGCGGCGGAGGUCAGGUGGAAGGGGCCGAGGGCGUCCGGCCUCGGCUCGCUGCGGCGCGCGGUGCGGCGCAACCGCACCAGGGGCGAGGAGCUGGCCGCCUCCGGGGCCGUGGCGUGGGAGGAGGGGUUCGAGAGCGCCGUCACGCUCGCGGCCGCGUCUCACCGGGAGGCGGCCGCGUUCCAGCCGUGGGAGCUCGCCUUCACCGUCUUCACCGAUGUGAACAAAGGCCCAAAGACUAAACCAACAAUUCUGGGAACCGCUUCCCUUAGCCUAGCAGAUUAUGCAUCAGCAGCCGAAGAGGAUAUUGAGAUAAUUCUCCCUUUGUCCGUGCCCUCUGGUGCGCCUGAGUCUGCUCCGUCCCUUCAUCUCACUCUGAGUAUGGUGGAACUGAGAGCUCAUCAAGAAACCUCUGACGCUUCACAACGGUCUGCUGUGGCCGCUCCGUUAUCCCCGUCAUCUUGUGAUUCUGUCCCUGGAGGAAAAGAUGAGGUUUCAGUCAUUAAAGCAGGGCUAAGAAAGGUAAAAAUCCUCAGGCAUAUAGUGUCAGCUCGACGGUCCAAGAAGACGUUCCAAAGCGAUGAAGGCAGUGAAGAUAAUUGCUAUAUUCACAGUGAUGGUACUGAAUAUCCAUAUGGUACCGAGCCUGUGGAUGAAGAUCUUGAUGAUAGAACACAUGAAGAUGAAGUUGCGGAUUCAACUAUCAGGAAAUCGUUCAGUUAUGGUUCACUGCAGUCUGUCAACCAUGUUGGUGACCAUGAGGACUGGGUCUAUUACAGUCACCGGAAAUCUGAUGCCGGUUACCAUGUAGAUGAACCACAGUCAUCAACUGCUGUGGGAACUGUGUUGCCAGCUGUAAAACGGAGUAUCCUUCCUUGGAGAAAGAGGAAACUGGGUUUACGGUCACUAAAGGCUAAAGGUGAACCUCUGUUGAAGAGAGCAAAUGGAGAAGAGGGAGGUGAUGAUAUUGACCAUGAUCGACGGCUGCUAACCUCUUCCGAUGGAUCACAGCGAUCAAGAAGUGAAGAUGGGUCAGUUCAUGGUAUGAUGUCAGAAUUUGGCGAUGACAAUUUUGUUGUGGGGAACUGGGAAUCAAAGGAGGUACUUAGCCGUGAUGGUCAUAUGAGGCUUUCUUCCCAGGUGUUCUUUGCGUCAAUAGACCAGAGAAGUGAGCGGGUUGCUGGGGCGAGUGCAUGCACGUCACUUGUGGCUGUCAUUGCAGACUGGUUCCAGGCAAAUCAGAAUCUGAUGCCUAUCCAGUCGCAGUUUGAUAACCUGAUCCGAGAAGGAUCACUAGAGUGGAGAAACCUUUGCGAGAACAAGACAUACCGAGAGCGUUUUCCUGACAAGCACUUUGAUCUUGAAACUGUCCUUGAUGCCAAGACCCGGCCACUCACAGUCUCCCCCAGCAAGUCAUUUAUCGGAUUCUUCGUACCCGAAGGAGCUGAUGACAUGGGAGGACUUGACUUCCUCAAUGAUGCCAUGUCCUUUGAUAACAUCUGGGAUGAGAUCAGCCAGGCAGCAGAGGCCUCAUCCAGUGACAACCCUAACCUAUAUAUAGUGAGCUGGAAUGACCACUUCUUUCUCCUCAAGGUUGAGCGUGAUGCAUAUUACAUCAUCGACACGCUUGGAGAAAGGUUCUACGAAGGAUGCAGCCAGGCCUACAUUUUGAAAUUUGACGACACCACCAUGAUUCACAAGGUGUCCGGCGAGAAGAAGGCGCAACCUAGCCCCGACUCAAGCGGGCCGCUGAAGGGUUCUUCAGCGAGCUCCUCGUCGGGGCAGGACAGCGAAGACGACGACGCCGAGGAGAACGUACUCGUGUCGAAGGGCAAGGAGUCGUGCAAAGAGUACAUCAAGAGCUUCUUGGCGGCCAUACCGAUCAGGGAGCUACAGGGGGACAUCAAGAGGGGAACGGUGGCAUCAACACCGCUGCACCACCGCCUCCAGAUCGAGUUCCACUACACCGAGGCGGUCCCGGCAGAGGUUGCCCCGCCGCCUCAAGCCCUCGCCAUCGAAGCCCCGUUCGAGUUCUCGUGGCCCGAGCCACCGCCGGCGAUGGAGCUCGCCCUAGCACCCGCGGUCGCCGUCGCAUAGCUUGCCACUGCGCUGGCUGAGUUUUUUCCAUGGAGGGGAACCUACUCGAAGAUUUUGCUGCCUUUUUUCCCCCUGUACGUGCUCGUUCAUGUCUAAUAUGACCUGACUAGUAUAGAGUUCCUGUCACAGGCAUCGGAGCCAGCCGCCUGCAUUUGUACAAAGAGGCGAUUGCUCCUGCCUAUCUUGUAUUAACCGACCGACCUUUGUAAUCGCGCAUAACCCUUGUACUAAUCGAUGAGGAAUGCCAUCAUGUUACUCAA